This is a messenger RNA of Sorghum bicolor (sorghum), 1883 nucleotides long. Its product is annotated as bZIP transcription factor 44. Gene Ontology annotation, molecular function: DNA-binding transcription factor activity; transcription cis-regulatory region binding. The transcript is spliced from 2 exons. Gene Ontology annotation, cellular component: nucleus. Bases 872 to 1351 code for a protein of 159 amino acids. Gene Ontology annotation, biological process: positive regulation of DNA-templated transcription. The record is from RefSeq and is a predicted model, not a curated record. NCBI's taxonomy places the organism in Eukaryota, Viridiplantae, Streptophyta, Magnoliopsida, Poales, Poaceae.
AAAUGCUCCCCUCCUCCAUGCUUCAAUUCCCUUUUCCCCUCUUCCCGAGCUCCCUUGCUAGGUUACCUUCCUCAACCACAUUCUGCCCUUCUGGCCCUCAUCUCUCUCCCCCUCUCUCUAGUCUCUUCAGUAACACCACAAUUUGUUACUGACACGCCUUCAGUCUGUUGACCUGCUACUAGCGAAAUUUGGAGACCCAGCCUUCUGUCUCUGAAACUUGGAGUUCCCAGGGGGGAGGUUCUGCCAAAAUUUUGGCUUCUGAACAUCCAUUUCCAGGGGGAGGUUCUGCCAAAAUUUGCUCCUGUGAACAUAAGUUUCCCAAGGGGAGGUUCUGCCAAAAUUUCCACCUGUGACCAUCAAUUUUCCAGGGGGAGAUUCUGCCAAAAUUUUGUGCACUAACCGUCAGUCUUCCAAGGGGAGGUUCUGCCAAAAUUUUCUUCUCUCACUGUCACUUCUCCAAGGCCAAGCCCUGCCAAAAGUUUCUUCACAUACAUCAUAGAUAUAUACAACAAAUACUAAUUUGCAGGGUAAAUAAACAAGAGUACUCUCCUCCUUGUCCUUGAUGAUAAGCUAGAAGAGAGGCCGCAGCAUCUGUUUUAGAUGUUGUUGCUCGUCCUGUCCGAGCACCUCCUUUCCCAAUUCAUGGUCGGUUCCGCCAUAACCCGCCUUGUCCAGUCCUUCUCUGUUGUUUUCCUCUACUGGUUUUAUGUCUUCUCAGUGAGCUGCCAGUAGUUAAUCUCACCUUUUCAAGUUAACUAGGCGUUGUCUAUAUUUACCAUAUAUAAAAAUUAAGGUAGUAACAAAGAGGUACCUACACCUGACAAAUAAGAGAGAGUGAAAAAGAUUACACCUCAGUUUGCGAGAGGUGACUAUGUCAAGUGGGACUUCGUCUGGGUCAAGCCAGGGGACCCAGAGUUCCAGGUCGGAGGAUGAUCUGGAUCUUCAGGCCCAGAUGGAGAGGAGGAGGAAGCGAAGGAAGGAGUCGAACCGGGAAUCGGCUCGGAGGUCUAGGCUAAGGAAGCAACAACACCUUGACGACCUCACCUCACAGGUAAAUCAGCUGAAGGACCAGAACAAGCAGCUCAGCAUGGCACUGAGCAUAACCAGCCAAAACCUUGUGGCAGUGCAAGCACAAAACUCUGUCCUUCAGACCCAGAAGAUGGAGCUGGACAGCAGGCUGGGCGCCCUGACAGAGAUCCUCUGGUACAUCAACUCAAGCACCAGCCCCAGCACUGCUCCUGCAGAUCCAGCCAUGGUGAACAGCUUCACAACAUGGAGCAGCGCCUCUGAUAUUCUUGGCGCCAACGCAUGGAACCAGCAGCAGCCCAUAGACCUGUACCAAUGCUUCUAGCUCUAGCUCUAGAAGAUGGAAGGUGGCUGUGGCAUAUGACAUAGUGGUAGGGCCAGGGGGAAAGGAGGCAGGCAGCAGGCAUCAAGUUUCUGUUCAAUCAUGUAGGGCCUUUGUGUCACUAUUGAUGUGUGCUUGAUGCUUCUCCCUUGAUUGUUUAUUUUGGAGGCGACGGCGAUGUUUUGGUUUUCUUGCUGUUGUUGGUAGAGCCUAAAGGAUGGACAAAUGACAAAGUUUGUCUUGGCUUUGUGUGACGUGAAGGCUGUUGUUCUCUGGUAGUUGAGGAGUAUAUAUAUAUAUAGGGGAAAUAAUAUUGGGCCAGAUAGUGAAAAGGAGAGGCAGGUGAUUUGGUGGCUCUUGAUAUAUAGCAGAAAUAAUAUGCGUAAUGAUGAUGAUAAUGUUUAUUAAGAUGUCGAUUUGAUGGCAAUUGAUACCCGCUGUGCCUCUCUAUAAACCCUAGAGGUGGACUCUUGACUCUAUUUCCCAUCUUAUUAUGUUUGAUGGGUGGUGAUAAUGUUUACUAAGAUUUGGAUUU